Molecule: messenger RNA, 1236 nt
Organism: Erinaceus europaeus (western European hedgehog)
Lineage: Eukaryota; Metazoa; Chordata; Mammalia; Eulipotyphla; Erinaceidae
Gene: APOBEC2
Product: apolipoprotein B mRNA editing enzyme catalytic subunit 2
Exons: 3
Coding region: 141-815 (224 amino acids)
Biological process (GO): cytidine to uridine editing
Cellular component (GO): cytoplasm; nucleus
Molecular function (GO): RNA binding; cytidine deaminase activity
Source: RefSeq, a predicted model, not a curated record
GAGCACUAAGCCUAGCCUCUCCUCUCUGUCAUCCCCAGUCAGAUUUAGCUGCUGACAGCUGCUUGGGACUCUGUCACCGGGCCCUGGCCUGAUCGCCACCUUUCCUCUCUCCCAGUGACUCCCUGAGCCACAGAUCCUCCAUGGCCCAGAAGGAAGAGGCUGCUGCAGCCCCUGAACCUGCCUCCCAGAAUGGGGAGGACCAGGACAACCUGGACGACCCUGCCAGACUGAAAGAGUUGAUUGAGCUGCCACCCUUUGAGAUCGUCAAAGGGGAGAGACUGCCUGUCAACUACUUUAAGUUUCAGUUCCGCAACGUGGAGUACAGUUCUGGGAGGAAUAAGACCUUCCUCUGCUAUGUGAUUGAAGUGCAGAACAAAGGAGGCCAAGUGCAAGCAUCCCGAGGUUAUCUAGAGGAUGAGCAUGCCACUGCGCACGCUGAGGAAGCCUUUUUCAACACUGUCCUGCCGGCUUUCGAUCCAGCCCUGCAGUACAACGUGACCUGGUACGUAUCCUCCAGCCCCUGUGCAGCAUGUGCCGACCGCAUUAUCAAAACCCUUGUCAAGACCAAGAACCUGCGUCUGCUCAUUCUGGUGGGGCGACUCUUCAUGUGGGAGGAACCUGAGAUCCAGGAAGCUCUGAGGAAGCUGAAGGAAGCUGGCUGCAGACUGCGGAUAAUGAAGCCCCAGGACUUCGAAUACAUCUGGCAGAACUUUGUGGAGCAAGAGGAAGGUGAAUCCAAGGCCUUUCAGCCCUGGGAGGACAUUCAGGAGAACUUCCUGUACUAUGAGGAGAAGUUGUUGGAGAUCCUGAAGUAGGUGCAGCCUUAUGGUACUUGGAUAUUUAGAAGUUACUAUGAACAAGAAGCAAGUCCCAGGAACAGAGCUCUCCCUGGCUAUGGCCCUAUAAAAUGGGAAGGAGGCUUUGAAUAGGACAUGUCUAGGCAACACAAUGCAGACUUCCCACCCCAAUCCUGACCAUCUUAAGAUUUUUUUUUUUGCUGAGAAUACUUGUAUCUUUUGCCUUCUCUGAAGAUAAGAAGUAUGACUGGGGGGGGGGGGGGAGCAAGGGAAAUCUGUUUAUAAGGUACUGUCAUAAAGUAAUUCACCUUUUAACAGAUAGAAUAAGAAAUAGGGCAGCAAUGUUCACAUACAUAUAAUGUGAGAGAAGUCAGUAAGUUAUACUUUGAUGGUGAUGGCAGGAUGAUGUUUAAAGUUGCAUUUCUUCAAAGGUUGGCUG